This is a messenger RNA of Podarcis raffonei (Aeolian wall lizard), 4042 nucleotides long. It is a transcript of the gene ZC3H7B, whose product is annotated as zinc finger CCCH-type containing 7B. The transcript is spliced from 23 exons. Gene Ontology annotation, biological process: miRNA processing. The record is from RefSeq and is a predicted model, not a curated record. Gene Ontology annotation, molecular function: metal ion binding; protein binding; miRNA binding. The coding region runs from base 226 to 3249 and encodes 1007 amino acids. Lineage: Eukaryota; Metazoa; Chordata; Lepidosauria; Squamata; Lacertidae.
ACUGAGCUGGAGAGACCUGGAAAUGAAAGUAAAAAAGACCAAGAGGCACAUGGAGGGAGCUGUUUCGGCAGCAGCUCUAGGAACAGAAUGUUGCCUUCUGUAAUUAAAUAGCAAUUACUAGUAUUAUUACUAACCGUAAUAAUGCUCUAAUAAUAUCUCUAGUAAUAUCAUAGCAUUUAUCAAGGCGGGGUGUAGGGGGAAUCCCCAAGCAGAGGAGUGACUGUAAUGGAGAGACAAAAACGUAAAGAAGAGAUAGAGAAGGGACUACAGUUCAUCCAGUCCACGUUACCCCUAAGCCAAGAAGAUUAUGAGGCUUUUUUGCAAAAGCUGGUGAGAAACUUAUUUGCAGAGGGCAAUGAUUUGUUCAGAGAGAAGGAUUUCAAGCUAGCGCUGGUUCAGUAUGUUGAAGGGCUGAAUGUGGCCGAAUAUGCAGCUUCAGAUGAGGUGGCCAUUCCGGUGGAUCUCUUAUGCAAGCUGCAUGUCAAUCGGGCUGCCUGCUACUUUGCCAUGGGCCUGCAUGAGAAAGCUCUGGAAGACAGUGAGAAGGCUCUGGGAUGCAACAAGGAGAACAUCCGUGCGCUAUUUCGGAAAGCCCGCUGCUUGAAUGAGCUAGGGAGGCACAAGGAAGCAUAUGAAUGUAACAGCCGCUGCUUGCUCUCCCUCCCGCAUGAUGAAAGUGUGGCACAACUCGGCCAGGAGCUUGCACAGAAACUGGGAUUAAGGGUCCGGAAAGCCUAUAAGAGGCCUCAGCAGGAAUUGGAAACGUUUUCUCUACUUUGUAAUGGCCUGUCUUCUGCCUUACCAAAUCAGACUGUUUCUAAUGGAUUGGGCUCUGUAGAUGACAUUGAAACAGACAGCUCUCUCGGUCUCCAGUGCGUCACCCCUCCCAAUGUCUCUGUGAGUGAGGAUUCUUCCUUUCCAUCAACUGACUUGGAUACGAAAGGCACACCAACUUCACUGCCUGCCGCCACCCUGCUCCCUUCUACUGAUGCUGCAUCCAUGCCAGGGUCUGAGGGUGCUGAUGACUUCACUGAAGGAGGAGUUCUUGGGCAUGAACUGGACUCCAUUCUGGAUUCUAUUGCAGAUGGGUCACAAUACCCUCUGUCCCUGGUCCAAGGUGCCAUCCCUGCCAACCUGUCUAGUGAGAUGCCCCAGCUGAUCCCCGUGUUUCCAGGUGGCACUCCUCUGCUCCCUCCCGUGGUGACUGCCAGCAUUCCAGUCUCCACACCGCUCCCUCCUGCUUCCUUUGGCCUUGUGAUGGAUGCCACUAAGCAGCUCUCCUCCUCAUCUGUCCUGGACGCCUUUGAAUCGCCUGUGGGUGGCAGUGGCAGCUCCCCUUUGGACUCACUGGAUUCGCUGGACUUGCUCCCAUACACAGAGUCCCGCCUCGAUGUGUUGGAUGCUUUUGGAACCAAUAGGGGAUCACUAGAUGCGCUGGAUUCCUUUACUGUUGAGGAAACCAGCACACAAGAACCACGGCAGCCUGCUGGUAUCCAGAAACCACCGCCCUUGACAAACCACAGUGGACCAAGUCACCCAACGGUACCCAAAGUGGUAGAGUUGCUGAUGUGUCAGCCAGAGUCAAUGAUGCCCAACACAGCUCUGCUUGUGAAGAAUCCGCUGGCAUCCACUCACAUCUUCAAACAAGCCUGUCGCAUCUGCUAUCCCAAAACAGGACCCAAGGCUGGUGAUUAUACCUACCGAGAAGGUCUGGAACACAAGUGCAAGCGGGAUAUACUGCUAGGCAGGCGCUGCAACUCGGAAGAUAAAACCUGGAAGAGAAUCCGACCACGGCCAACCAAGACAAACUUUGUGGGAUCUUAUUAUCUGUGCAAAGAUAUGCUUAACAAGCAGGACUGUAAGUACGGGGAUAACUGCACCUUCGCGUACCACCAGGAGGAGAUCGACGUGUGGACAGAGGAGCGGAAGGGGACUCUCAAUCGUGACCUCCUCUUUGACCCGCUGGGCGGAGUCAAGCGGGGCAGCCUGACCAUUGCCAGGAUCUUGAAGGAACACCAGGGCAUAUUCACCUUUCUCUGUGAGAUCUGCUUUGAUAGCAAACCCCGGAUAAUCAGCAAAGGGACCAAGGACUCGCCAGCAGUGUGCUCCAACCUAGCUGCGAAACAUAGCUUUUAUGAUAACAAGUGUCUAGUUCACAUUGUUCGUUCCACCUCACUAAAAUACUCCAAGAUCCGCCAGUUCCAGGAGCACUUUCAGUUUGAUGUGUGCCGGCAUGAGGUGCGUUACGGCUGCCUGCGUGAAGACAGCUGCCAUUUUGCUCACAGCUUCAUAGAGCUCAAAGUUUGGCUGCUACAGCAGUACUCCGGGAUGACCCAUGAAGAUAUUGUACAGGAAUCCAAGAAGUACUGGCAACAGAUGGAGGCACAUGCCAGCAAGACUAACAGCAAUAUGGCUUCUGCGAGGACUCCCACGUCAAGCACUUUCGACCUCCAAAUGAAAUUUGUUUGUGGCCAGUGUUGGAGGAAUGGGCAGGUGGUGGAACCAGACAAGGACCUCAAGUACUGUAGUGCCAAAGCUCGCCACUGUUGGACCAAGGAGCGCCGUGUCCUGCUUGUGAUGUCCAAAGCAAAGAAGAAGUGGGUGUCUGUCCGACCAUUGCCUUCCAUCCGCAACUUCCCUCAGCAAUACGAUCUAUGCAUUCAUGCCCAAAAUGGCAGGAAGUGUCAGUAUGUUGGAAACUGCUCUUUUGCCCACAGCCCUGAAGAGAGAGAGAUGUGGACUUUCAUGAAAGAAAAUAAGAUUUUGGAUAUGCAGCAGACCUACGACAUGUGGCUGAAAAAACACAAUCCUGGGAAGCCGGGUGAGGGGACCCCUCUGACAUCACGGGAAGGGGAGAAGCAGAUCCAGAUGCCCACUGAUUAUGCUGACAUGAUGGGCUACCAUUGCUGGCUUUGUGGGAAGAACAGCAACAGCAAGAAGCAGUGGCAGCAACACAUUCAGUCAGAGAAGCAUAAAGAAAAAGUCUUCACAUCGGAGAAUGACUCCAGCUGCUGGAACUACCGUUUCCCAAUGGGGGACUUCCGGCUGUGUGAAAGAUUCCAGAAGACAAAAUCCUGCCCUGAGGGGGAGAAAUGUCGCUCUGCUCAUGGCCAGGAUGAACUGACAGAGUGGCUGGAUCGGAGGGAAGUCAUGAAGCAGAAGCUGGCCAAAGCCCGCAAGGAUAUGCUGCUCUGCCCCAGAGAUGACGACUUUGGCAAAUACAGCUUCCUAUUACGGGAUAGCAUAUAAUUUACUGAGGGUGGUGAGAAAACAGGCAGAUUUUCAGAACCAGAGAUGUGGGAAGGGAAGGAGCAGGGCAGUGACAAAGAGACUGGUAGUUGUUCCACAAACCUUUCUUUGAUUGUAAGAUAAUCAAGAUGAUUUACUGAUGUUGAAUGGGAUUUUGAAUUGAUUCAUCUAUAGCCAGGGAACAUGAUGCUCCUAGACUUUUGUUCUAUCUCCCCUGCUCCCUUUUUAAACAUAAUUUUUCAAUCUACCACUUUUCAACUUAAAAAAGAUACUGUUUUGCGGUGUUUAGUAAAUAAGAGGGAGGGGGCUUCUCACUUUGGUUCCCAAGCCCCUGGAUCCUUUAUUUGGGGUGCCUGAUUGCUGGAAUAUUGCAGCAUCGUGGACAUGAGCAUAGAGAGAUAGUGGAGAAAUGAUGAGCAAGUGGGGUUUUGUUCAGUGUUGGUGACUGUGCAGUGCUGUGUGCUUCUUCUCCACAGACACCCAAACCAUUGUGUAGAAGAAUAAGGUAGUAACUUAAAACAAGCCCAGUUCAAGCUAUCUUUAAAGUUUUGAGGUGACUCCGGUGGUUGCUGUAGGCAAUAGUAAAAAAUAAGAUCAUAUUUUUCUCUGCGUAUUCUAAGAUUACCUCCUCCUUUCUGCCCAUUCCAAUCCCUCUCAGGUGAGGGAGGACAAUGAAUUUCUAGUUCAGCUAGAAAGAUUAUCACUACAUUGCCUUUGGAAAUGGAGGCAACAGUAUAUUCCCUGCCUUCCCAUAUAGCUUAUCCUGUUACCCAAAAAGCAAAUUGAUAACAGA